AGAACAGCCACCAUUGCUCGUAUAGAGUUGGUCGAGAAAUGGGGGCUGACGCCUGUCCUCAGGCCGAGGCAGGAAUGCCCCCGGGCCCAAGAAGAAGGAGAAGAGCAAAGGUCAUUACCAAAAUUAUACAACCCCGACGAGGAACAGACUCGACCACCCCAGGGGGGAGUGGUGACAUUCGAACCAAUACAACACGAUCACGACUUUUGCGAGAGAAUCGUAAUCAACGUGAGCGGCCUUAAGUUCGAAACCCAACUACGUACCCUCAACCAGUUCCCUGAAACCCUUCUCGGGGAUCCCACUCGGCGCAUACGAUACUUUGACCCCUUAAGGAACGAAUACUUCUUCGACAGAAACAGGCCAUCUUUCGACGCCAUCCUGUAUUACUAUCAAAGUGGAGGACGUUUGCGACGCCCCGUAAACGUACCUCUGGACGUGUUCUCUGAAGAAAUUAAAUUCUACGAACUGGGUGAACAAGCCACCAACAAAUUCCGGGAGGACGAAGGAUUCAUCAAGGAGGAGGAGAAGCCCCUGCCCGCCAAUGAGCGCCAGCGCAAAAUCUGGCUGCUCUUCGAGUAUCCCGAGAGCUCCCAGGCGGCGCGAGUUGUGGCCAUCAUCUCCGUUUUCGUGAUCCUUCUUUCCAUUGUCAUCUUCUGCCUGGAGACCCUGCCGGAGUUCAAGCACUACAAAGUCUUCAACACCACCACCAACGGCACCAAGAUCGAAGAGGACGAAGUACCCGAUAUCACCGAUCCCUUCUUCCUCAUCGAGACUUUGUGCAUCAUUUGGUUCACGUUCGAGUUGAUAGUGCGGUUCCUGGCUUGUCCGAACAAGUUUAAUUUCUUCAGAGACGUCAUGAAUAUAAUAGACAUCAUCGCUAUUAUCCCCUACUUCAUCACCCUUGCUACUGUUGUUGCCGAAGAAGAGGACACCUUAAACUUGCCACGGGCGCCCGUCUCACCACAAGACAAGUCCACCAACCAAGCUAUGAGUCUCGCAAUACUCCGUGUGAUUCGCCUGGUGCGAGUCUUCAGGAUCUUCAAACUAUCUCGCCACUCCAAGGGUCUUCAGAUCCUUGGACGGACUCUCAAGGCAUCUAUGCGGGAACUCGGACUUCUAAUAUUCUUCUUGUUCAUCGGUGUGGUGCUGUUUUCCUCCGCGGUGUACUUCGCUGAAGCCGGAAGCGAGAACAGCUUCUUCAAAUCCAUACCAGAUGCGUUUUGGUGGGCGGUGGUGACUAUGACGACCGUAGGAUACGGAGACAUGACGCCUGUUGGUGUAUGGGGCAAGAUCGUGGGGUCGCUGUGUGCUAUCGCUGGCGUACUCACCAUUGCCCUGCCCGUUCCGGUCAUCGUGUCCAACUUCAAUUACUUCUAUCACCGGGAGACUGAUCAAGAGGAAAUGCAGUCACAAAACUUCAACCAUGUCACCAGCUGCCCCUAUUUGCCUGGUACUAUGGGGGAGCCUUACCUGAUUUCAGGGCCGAUCAAAAAGAAGUCUUCGGUGAGUGAAGAGUCAUCUUCGGAUAUGAUGGAACUGGACGAGAGUGCACUGGUGGCGGACUCGCAGCUGGAGGAGAACCUGACGCGUCUUCGCGAGGAGGAGCGCCUGCUGCUCGAGCAGCAAGCCGCCAUGGAGGCCGGCAACACCGACGACAUCGCUGCACUCGAACACCAAGAUGCCAUACGUUACAACCAGCUGCAGCAGCUGCAAGUGCUUAAACAGCAGAAGGCGCAGGCGCAGUGGCUGGCGCGGCAGCAGUCGCAAGCUCAAGGCCAAGCCCAGGGUCAAGCUCAAGGCCAAGCUGAGGGCCAGGCCCAAUGUCAGGCUGCUGGUCAGUGCCACAGACCGGCCAUUUGCCCAGCGCCGGGUCAGGUGCAGUCUCAGGCUUCUUCUGAGCGUUCCCUGGGCGCUCGGCCCCGCGACACACGCGACAAUCACGACACUCGCGACAUCUGCGAGUACCGCGAGUGCCGCGAGCUGCGUGAGGGCCCGCGCCGUCGCGCCGCGUGCACCGUGCGCGUCAACAACUUGCACUCAGCUACCACCGCCACCGCCGCAGCUGCCGCGGCAGACGCCAUCGAGACAGAUGUCUGACCAUUAGUUUCUGUUCAAAUCCAUCAUUACUCGGGACAUUAGAGGAGUAAGUCAAAAAAAUUAUUAAGAAUGCAUGUCCCCUAAUGCUGUCGUUUCACACAGAUCUAUAAUAGAAUACAACUGCUGUGAUUUAUGUGAAACGUCAGGCGCGAGAGCCGCCCGCCUCGCUGAAAAAGAUUUUAAUUAUCCUAACGAUGACUGAACGAAUUCGUUAGCACAAUCUAUUGGCAAACAAAGACGACCGGGCCCGCGGGCUCUCGUACGAUCCUGACCUCAGCUCAAUGUUGUCCA
Papilio machaon (common yellow swallowtail) is the source of this 2388-nucleotide messenger RNA. RefSeq names its product potassium voltage-gated channel protein Shaker (gene shaker). Gene Ontology annotation, molecular function: protein binding; delayed rectifier potassium channel activity. Gene Ontology annotation, cellular component: membrane; voltage-gated potassium channel complex. Gene Ontology annotation, biological process: protein homooligomerization; potassium ion transmembrane transport. The record is from RefSeq and is a predicted model, not a curated record. The transcript has 10 exons. The annotation marks the transcript as partial. NCBI's taxonomy places the organism in Eukaryota, Metazoa, Arthropoda, Insecta, Lepidoptera, Papilionidae.